Exaiptasia diaphana is the source of this 1254-nucleotide messenger RNA. RefSeq names its product DBH-like monooxygenase protein 1 homolog. Bases 63 to 1205 code for a protein of 380 amino acids. The transcript is spliced from 10 exons. Gene Ontology annotation, molecular function: dopamine beta-monooxygenase activity; copper ion binding. Gene Ontology annotation, cellular component: secretory granule membrane. Gene Ontology annotation, biological process: octopamine biosynthetic process; norepinephrine biosynthetic process; dopamine catabolic process. Lineage: Eukaryota; Metazoa; Cnidaria; Anthozoa; Actiniaria; Aiptasiidae. The record is from RefSeq and is a predicted model, not a curated record.
GUCUUUUGAUAUUCUAGUACGAUGCGGUCAUCCAACCGGACAAUGAAGGCAUCGUACACCACAUGAUCAUCACUGUUUGUGACCCAAACUUCCCCGAGCACUACAAUGAUUACUCUGAGGAUUGCAAGAAAAGAGCAAAUAUGCCUGCUGAGGUUCUGGGCUGUCGACGAGAAGGAUUGAUGGCAGGUGGUUGGGCUGUUGGGGGAGGACCUUUCAUAUACCCCAGUCAUGUUGGUUUUGCAGUGGGUAGUGAGUUUGCUGGGAGACACUUCAUCUUGGAAAUUCACUACGAUAAUCCUGGACAAAAAAGCGAUUUUUAUGACAGCUCUGGCAUGAGAUUCUAUUACACCAACAAGCUUAGGGAAUACGAUGCGGGCCUUUUGAGCGGUGGUGUUGUUACUUCCAAAUGGAUGAUGAUCCCACCAAAACAACAAGCCUGGAAGACUGUUGGAUAUUGCUCAAAACAAUGCACUGAGGAGGCUUUGAAAAAUAGUCCGCUGCCAGAAGGUGGGAUUAAGAUCUUUUCUUCCAAUUUGCACACUCACCUCGCAGGUCGAGCUGCUUGGACACAGCAUAUCAGAAAUGGAGUUGAAUUGCCUGAGAUAGAUCGUGACGACAAUUAUGACUUUAAUUUCCAAGAUGCUCGGACUCUUGAAAGGGAGAUCCACUUUAAACCUGGUGAUGAGAUUAUCCAAACCUGUAUCUACAACACGAUGGAUCGUGAAAACAUGACCUACGGUGGAGCUGCUACAACCGAUGAAAUGUGCUUGAAUUACCUUACUUAUUACCCAUUUCUACCCAAUAUGUCUCGCGUUUGUAGAUCGAUCGAUCUGCAAGCUGGGUCAGCCAUGUUGAAAAAGUACUAUCCCGAGCUUAAGUCGCCAACGAAAGCGAUGAGGAACCCGAUUAUGGCUAGCAACAAGAUAUGGACAAAGGAAAUGAUUGACGACUAUAAGAAAAUGCUUGAUGGCCAAACUGGUUAUUCUGCGACUUCCCAUGGCUGUAAGAAUCGCAACAGCUACAACUUGAAUCUUACACUUGAGGAAGCAGUCAAAGAUAAAUACCAGAUCCCAAUACCAAAGAUCACUACACCGCUACCUAAACCAACCGACAACUGCAAAGAUGUGAACAGCUCAGCUAUAACACUAUCCGUCUGGUUUUUGUCUCAUGUCGUUUGUCUCGUUGCAGUGACCAUUUUAACAUAGGACGUUUCUGUCAUGCUUAGUAUUUCUUAAUAAAUUAGAAUGCAUUGGA